CACGGCUUCCCUUUUCUCAUGAUGGCUUGCCGAGUGAGAGCGCUUGCCAUGCGUUUUAGACGACUAUAGCUACUGGAUUGGUGAGCCCAGUCUAUGGCUAAGUAUGACUUGCUGAUACAUCUACUCAUAUCUUCAUCCGCGGCCACCAUUAAGCGUUUAAUCAGACCAGGUGAUUUUCACAAGGUCAUGUAUGCGCUAUUCGGUCCUCGCUCAAUCACAAUGUCUCAAACGUUUCCUAGAAAGUCCUGGCCCUCUCCAACUCCGCAGCUAUCAACCGUCCCUCACCUUAUCAUAGCCUCAGCAUACCACGCGUCACCUCGAGUCUAACGACGCUUAUUAGCGUAUACCAGCAAUCGGACUUCACCUUCACAUGAUGGCUCAUAUAAGCCAAAUCUCAACUCCCUCACUUCUUCU
Molecule: messenger RNA, 414 nt
Organism: Cucurbitaria berberidis CBS 394.84
Lineage: Eukaryota; Fungi; Ascomycota; Dothideomycetes; Pleosporales; Cucurbitariaceae
Exons: 1
Coding region: 94-327 (77 amino acids)
Source: RefSeq, a predicted model, not a curated record